AUGCCCUUGAGUGACAGCCGCGCCCCUUCCUUCUUCACUCGUCUGCCUCCAGAUCUUCGUCCGUACGACCGGCCGGUUGAUAUUUCGUACAGAUGUCACAAAAGACGUGCCAAUGUUUACGUUCCUCAAUACGAUACUUUUUCCAAUUUGACCGCAGUCAAGGGCGGUCGGUCGUUUGCCUCGGCAGCCAGCGACGGUGAGGACGCAACGGUUAAAGAUGACGAGGGAGCGACUCUCCCUCAUGAGGUCAGUAAGGAGAUGGUUGACCAAGGUGGUGUUCAGGUGGGCUGCGGGAAGUGGGCAAACACCUAUGGCACCGGCCUGUGCUCGAACCGCGGUCAGUUUCCGUCAGACGUGCUCGCUGCGUUGCUGCGAUGCUGGUCGCAGUCAACUGAACAACUUCUGACAGGUCGAAGGUCGAUCCAUGGGUCAUUCGUCGGCUGCGUCUUCGGCGUCGUCCGUCAUGGACGAGAGUCAGGCGAUGGCUUGCAGCCGAACGCUCUUCGUCGUCGUCUGUGUGCUUGUUGGUAA
Molecule: messenger RNA, 531 nt
Organism: Soboliphyme baturini
Lineage: Eukaryota; Metazoa; Nematoda; Enoplea; Dioctophymatida; Soboliphymatidae
Source: the annotation of a GenBank genome assembly